AUGUGUAGUCUGGAUGAGUUAGCUAAAAAUAAAAAUGUGGUGAUCACACAGUCAGACAAAGGUGGGGCGGUGGUGAUUCAGAACAAGGAUUCUUAUGACCAUGAGGCCAUGAGACAGUUGGGGAAUAGAGACCACUAUAUGGCCAUGCCUUUGGACCCAACCUCCAAUUUACAGCGUAAGAUUGAUGAAUUUUUAACAUCAGCAGUAGAGGAGGGUAUUAUCCAACAGGCUACUAAAGAACAACUGAUGGUGUCAUCCCCUCAAAAACAAUUUCUUUAUAUGCUCCCCAAAAUACAUAAAAAUGCUAGUAAUCCCCCUGGCCGACCUAUUGUGUCUGGACAUGGGUCCUUGACGGAACCCUUAUCGGAAUAUCUGACAUUUUAUUUGAAACCCUUAUUAGGGUUUAUUAGAGCUCGUAUCCAGGAUACCACACAGUUUUUGGAGAUUAUUGGUGACAUCCAAUUGGAGCCAGAAUGGCUACUAUGUACCCUUGAUAUUACGUCCCUUUAUACCAACAUUCCACACUGGGCAGGCCUACAAGCACUAGAAUAUUGGUUGGCAGGUAAUCCAGACAGUGGAAGUGUGGGACAUCUACCACCUGAUGCCAGAGUAUCAGCAAAUUCUGAUGCUGAUGGCGGCCAAACAGAGGCACAGAGGGGUGCACAGACUGACUCUGACACUGAGGUUGGCAUACAGCCAUCCCCUGAUAUUCCAUUGGACAUAGCCAGUAGACCUAAGCCUACCCAUUUCAGUGAGCCUACAGAUAUUGCACAGGUGGAGGGUGAGACAAUCGAUCAGGGAAGUAUGGUUACAGCAGCUACAGUGCCUGUUGACUCUGGCCCUAGUCAAACUGUGGGUUCAACAGAAUGCCUGAAAUGCGCAGAUAAAAACUGGCCCAAUGAGAAACAGGAUGGUUGUAUACCAAAAACUACUGAAUUCCUUUCUUAUGAAGAUGCAUUGGGAGUAACACUGACUAUCAUAACUGUAUUUUCUGUAUUUGUCUCUGUUUUAGUUCUCAUCAUCUUUUAUAAACAUAAUGACACUCCUAUUGUCCGAGCAAAUAAUCAGACUUUAAGUUAUCUUCUUCUGGUGUCACUGACUGUGUGUUUUCUCUGCUCAUUUGUUUUUAUUGGCAAACCAAACCAAAUUAAUUGUCUGCUUUGUCAGACAAUCUUUGGUAUUAGCUUUGUACUCUGUGUGUCUUGUAUACUUGCAAAAACUAUUAUGGUUGUUAUUGCUUUCAGGUCAACUAAACCAAACAGCAAGUUAACUAAGUAUGUAGGCCCAGUAAUCCCAAAUAGUAUAGUAUUUAUACUCACAUUCUUUCAGGUCAUACUCUCUUCUGUAUGGUUGGCAAUCGCUCCCCCAUUCCCUGAGGAGAAUAUGAAAUCACAAAUGGGGAAGGUAAUCCUUGAAUGUAAUGAAGGGUCAGUAAUUGCAUUUUGGUGUAUGCUGGGGUACCUCGGAUUGCUUGCCUUUGUGAGCUUUAUAGUAGCCUUUCUGUCCCGUAACUUGCCAGACAGCUUUAAUGAGGCUCGUUAUAUAUCAUUUAGCAUGCUGGUGUUUGUAAGUGUCUGGUUAUCUUUCAUCCCUGCCUAUCUCAGCACAAAAGGGAAGUACAUGGUGGUUGUUGAGAUAUUUGCCAUUCUUUCUUCUAGCAUGGGUGUGCUGCUUUGUAUUUUUGCACCUAAAUGUUAUGUUAUUCUUUUCCAUCCUGAAAUAAAUACAAAGCAAUACAUUAUGGGGAGAAGUUCAUCACAGAUGAGAUAA
Messenger RNA from Protopterus annectens (West African lungfish), 1770 nucleotides. RefSeq names its product vomeronasal type-2 receptor 26-like. The transcript has 3 exons. Lineage: Eukaryota; Metazoa; Chordata; Ceratodontiformes; Protopteridae. Gene Ontology annotation, molecular function: G protein-coupled receptor activity. The record is from RefSeq and is a predicted model, not a curated record. The coding region runs from base 1 to 1770 and encodes 589 amino acids. Gene Ontology annotation, biological process: G protein-coupled receptor signaling pathway. Gene Ontology annotation, cellular component: membrane.